AUGGGCUCUGAAGAGCCUCACAACAUUGAGCUAAAAGUGGAAGUGGAGAGCCUGAAGCAAGAGCUCCAGGAGAAGCAGCAAAGUUUAGAAAAAGCAUGGACAGAAGCCGAGAAUCAGAGCAAUAAAGAUGAAGCUGAGAUCUGUCGUCUACCAAAGAAUAAGCAUGUCUAUGAGACCCUGGGGAAAAAAAUCCAGGCACUACAUGAGGAGGUGCAAUCUGCAAAGACCAAAGCAGAGAAGAUGGCAACCUUAGCUGAAGUUGAAAAGAAACACAGUCUGGAACUCAACAAGCAGCUGAUGGAUCUUUCUAAGAAGCAAGAUGAAAUUAAAAAAAGCCAGACACUUCUUAUAGCAAAGAAGGACAAGAAGAUUAAUGAGCUGAUAAAGAAUAUGAAAGGGAAGGAACAACUCCUUGAAUUACAAUCCACAAAGAAACUGAAUCUGUCACUGGAGAAACCUGAACAAACUAAAGUGCAGGAGGUUUCCACUGAGAACAUUCCAGAACUGAUAACUGACUGUGAACAAGCCAUGAUUGAUUGCCGGGUGGUUUUCACUCUGGGUCACAAGUGA
This is a messenger RNA of Thamnophis sirtalis, 570 nucleotides long. The record is from RefSeq and is a predicted model, not a curated record. NCBI's taxonomy places the organism in Eukaryota, Metazoa, Chordata, Lepidosauria, Squamata, Natricidae.